This is a messenger RNA of Hibiscus syriacus, 1281 nucleotides long. RefSeq names its product binding partner of ACD11 1-like. Gene Ontology annotation, molecular function: RNA binding. The coding region runs from base 1 to 1281 and encodes 426 amino acids. The record is from RefSeq and is a predicted model, not a curated record. The transcript has 6 exons. NCBI's taxonomy places the organism in Eukaryota, Viridiplantae, Streptophyta, Magnoliopsida, Malvales, Malvaceae.
AUGGCGUGUUCUAAAUGGAAAGGAAAGUCAAUGCUAUCCUUUGUUAUGAAAAUUGCAUUGAACGCACUGGUUUACUUGCUUUGGGAAGAAAGGUGCAGAAGACAGUUUCAAGGGAGAACAAGGACAUCCACUGACUUGCUAAAGAUCUUCAAAGAAAUUAUCCGAUCAGUGAAAGUGAGCAACGUUCCCUUGGGUGCAUCCGAUAAUGAUAUUAGAGAGUUCUUUAUCUUCUCCGGUGAAAUUGAAUAUGUUGAAAUGCACAGUUAUGAGGACGAGCGAUCACAAGUUGCAUACAUUACUUACAAGGAUCCGCAGGGAGCAGAGACUGAAGUUCUUCUUUCAGGAGCAACAAUUGUGGAUCAGUUUGUUACCAUAGAGCUGGCUAGUGAUUACAAGCUGCAUGCUAAUGCUUUUACAACACAGGCAACAGGGGAUAGUGGCCAGGCAAAAGUAGUCUACACGAAGGCAGAGGAUGUGGUUAGCACCAUGCUAGCCAAGGGAUUCAUCAUUGGCAUAGAUGCAUUGAACAAAGCAAAGUCCUUUGAUGAGAAGCAUCAAGUCACUUCGAACGCCUCUGCGAAAAUCGCUUCCCUGGAUCAGAAGAUUGGUUUCUCUAAGAAAAUCAGUGCUGGCAGCACCGUGGUAAAUGAAAAAAUGAGGGAGAUGGACCAGAAGUAUCAGGUUUCCGAGAAGUCGAAGACCGCAUUGGCAGCUGCCGAGCAGUCCGUCAGCCCGGCCAAAUCUUCCAUCAUGAAGAGCCGUUAUGCUUUGGCUGGAGCCGCGUGGUUUACUGCUGCAUACAAAAGGGAUGCCAAAGCAGCUGAAGAUGUGGGACAGAAGACAAGAGAAAAGGUUUUGGCUGAGGAACAAGCUCAGAAUCCAGAGGACUCUGCACACAUGGAUGUUUUUAGCACUCCCAGAGCUGGUCCUGAAGCCAGUGUACAACCUUCCAAUCCCUCACCCAACCAGCUCAUGCUACUGCUGGACAUAAGCUUAGAGCAGUUGAGAGCAAUGAAAGAGUGGUUGUUGUCCAUUCUUGAAUGCUGCUGCUUUCCCAAGAGAUAUGUUGGGUGUUCUCCUAAUGACAGAACUGGAUAUGUUGUCAGCGGAAAACCAAAUGGUGCCGUUGGAUAUUAUUUUGCUGAGCAUUUAGAAACAAAUGACGGUGAUAGUGUUACAUGCUCUGUUGGUAUUUGUAGUGUAACGAUUUACCUCAUUGUGUUUUCGCUGAAUCUUUUUGUCCAAGGGGAGAUAAGGAAGGAGAUUGUCUCCUUCCGCUGA